Molecule: messenger RNA, 705 nt
Organism: Peronospora farinosa
Lineage: Eukaryota; Oomycota; Peronosporomycetes; Peronosporales; Peronosporaceae
Source: the annotation of a GenBank genome assembly
AUGCUUGCGGGAGACUGGGCGCUAUGGCAAAUGGUGGACUCGCUGUAUCCAACUGGAGGUUUCGCACAUUCUCUUGGACUCGAAGCUGCAAUGCAGGAAGGUCUCUUGACUGCAUCAUCGCUGCGUGAAUUUGUCUCAACUUCACUGCAUCAGAGCGCUAACUUUGCGCUGCCGUUCGUCUUCUCUUCGCAUCAGAUAGCGACAUCUGAUUCUGAGUGCGUAGAAUCAGUUCUGAGUCUCAAUCGACGCGCCACCGCUGUCUAUUCGAAUCAUGUCGCACGCAAGGCGUCGUUCGCCCAAGGCUCAGCGCUUGUAAGACUCGCACUAUCAACGUAUGCGUCAACAUGUCCACGUAUUCCGACAUUGUUAGCAAUCCAGAAAGAGGCUAAACUGCGGGACAAAGGAGGCGUCCAUCACGCUGUUAUUUUUGGCGUGGUAUGUGCAUUGCUGGGCAUAGACGUGGGGUCUACACAACGCAUGUAUCUAUUCAUGACUACACGUGACGUGUUAAGUGCUGCCACGAGACUCAACCUCGUGGGCCCUUUAGAAGCUGCAAAGGUGCAAUUUGACAUGACGCCAUUGUUGGAAAAGGUGUUUCUAGCUAAGAUGAACCGAGAGGUGAAAGAUUCCUAUUCGUCAGCACCCGUACUGGAUCUCGUGCAAGCGAUGCAUGAUCAGCUCUAUACGCGUAUCUUUAAUAGUUGA